AUGGGCUAUCAAGCCGAUCCUGCAGGAGUUCUUUCUUUCUCCACUGAUUGGGAGAGCACCGCUUUCCUGCCUAACGGCUAUGCCGUCAUACCAGCAUCAAUCGGGAUUACCGCUCGUCAACGAACCCUUGUGACAGAGCGGCUUUCUCUGCCGAACCCGUCCCUUCCUCUCGUGGUCGUCGAUGUGGAUGGUCGUUCCCGCUCUUUCUCACCACGACAGUCGCACUCCAAUGAUGAAGAAGCCAACUGCACAGUCGACCUUGUUCAAGCUCUUCUCGACAAGAACAUCCCUGCUUCAUCGAUCGCAAUUAUAACAUUCUAUAAGGAUCAACAGCGGAUGCUCGAACGCAGCGCAACUCGCUUCGGCGUUCGUCUACACACGGUCGAUUCUGUUCAGGGUCACGAGAUGGACAUCGUGAUCAUACUCACCACUCGGACCAACAUCGAUCGCUCCUCUGGCGACUUCCUCGACGAUCUCCGGCGACUCAACGAGGCGGAGCAGUACAAAAGGCGAGGAGACGAGGCAUGCGGGAUUGGAAGGCAACUGGAGGACGGUCCUGCUGGACAUCGACGUCGGACACACUCACCCCACGGACCUCCGCCGCCCUCGGGCCCAGAAGUAAUAUAUUCGGUCAAUAUUCGGUCAGUAUAA
This is a messenger RNA of Cooperia oncophora, 651 nucleotides long. The record is from the annotation of a GenBank genome assembly. Lineage: Eukaryota; Metazoa; Nematoda; Chromadorea; Rhabditida; Trichostrongylidae.